ACGGUAACACGGCUCAUUAGUUUAUUUGUGCAGUUUAGUAGCUUGGUAUUUAGCAAGAGUAGGAUGAAUUCUUCUUGGCGGGUAGUCGUGUUCCUGGGGCUCGUUAUCUUGUGCCACUCCAGAAGAGCAAGGGCUUGUAACGGUGGCUAUGAGAUGAUCGUCCACAGUAUUGAAAACUGUGCCGGAGAAGGACAGAUCGUUACCAUCGAUCCCAAGUCUACCGUCACGCUGAUGGAGGACUGUAAAGUAAAGUCCAAAGCUACGGCACGCACCGUGGGAUUUAAGACGGCUAUGAUGGAUGUAACGAUCACCAAGAACGGCCUACCAGUGCUGAAGGAAACGGUCGACAUCUGUGCGAACCUGGAGGAGGCGUCCGGCAACAAGGAAGCGGCCGAAAUCAUCACCAUGUUCGGUGUGCCGGACCAUUGCCCGGUGGCUGCUAGUGAAAUACGUACCGACGAAAGCCAAACAUACAGCUUGGAGAAGUAUAAGCAACAUCUGCUGGUAGCACAGGGUCGUUCAAUCAUCGAUGUGCUUGUGAAACAUGACAAGGGUGAAAGCUGCUUCAAGAUUGACAUGGAAGUUACUUCACCAAAUCUGAUCGGAUGAUGAGCGAACUAUUCCAAGGUCAAUUUGAUGUGGUAGUGUUUCGUCGUGUCUGCCUAUGAAUCCUAAACCUAUGUCACCAAUUCACGAAGGUCAAUAAACAUGUUUGAACAAAUCCAAAAACUGAUCUCGCAUGCAAGGUGAAAUGAGUAAUUAGUCCAUUCGAGAGUUGAACUUCACAUCACGCACUGACCUUUUCGAUUGCUUUACUCCCCCAUCCUCUCGUGCGAUCGUAAUUUACUAAAAAAAAAACACAGAGAUAGAAACGAUCAUGCAUACAACCCGAGUGAGAUCCAAGUGAGCAGAUCCUCUCAUCUGAAACGAUUGAUCUCACUGCUCCAAACAACAGAGUGACUCCAACUCAGUUUUGGUUCUGUAUGCGCAUAAAAUUGGUUCCACUGAAUGCUUCUUAAAAUGAUACUGUAUUGCCUAACACGUGUUAAACACGUUCAAGGUGGCGCUUUAGGCGCUGUAGAGUUCAAAGGAAAGACCCGUAAACAAGCCGGGUUUGUUUGACGAAUCGUGAAUGAGUCACACUCUGCUUCAUCGUAAAAAAGGCGGCCCGAGAUGCCGCUCCAUUCAUAAGCCAAGUGACCUCGCAGCGAGAAGGAAAUGGGCAGCUUCCAUGUGACCGUAGACCAUUGUCAAGAUCAAUGACAUCGCACGGUGUGUGUGGAGAGGGAAAUUUAGUUUUUAAUUUGCAUGUUGGGAUUUUUACACCCGUCGCUUAAGACAUCAAGACAUUGCGAGAUACACAAAGGACCCGAUGGAUUAUUGAAAUUUGAAGAAGACGCUCCAACUUUGAGCAGCAAAUUAUUCCAAUAAUUGGGUUUGUCAAUUAGUCAGUGAAGUAGUUAGCAUACCAAAUUUCUAAAACGGCCUCUAAUUGUCUGGAACUAUCGCCUGUCCGAAGCUACAAAUAACAAACCAAUUUUCGGCACAAUUAAAAUCGGCUAAUGAUGCCAUGCGGCUGACAUGCAAAACCGUGCCGUACUGGGAUGAAGCCCAUCAAACGGGCCUCUCUGCUGGUGCUGACAAGUCUUUAUCAUGCUGCUUCCCGGCGUAGUUCUGAGUGCGCUUUGUCUGUUGUUACCGAUCUGCGGAAAUGCGAUUCCCACGCCACCGCUGCCGCCGACCCGGGUCGAGCUGAUCCCAUCGAUGCCCAGCAGCAAGGACACUGCCGAGUUGACGAACCACAUCGACCUUCACCGGGCCAAACGGAACCUGGACAUUGGCGGUAUAUUGAAGACGAUCGGUGUCGGGGUGGAUGUCGGUGGACCGCAGCUUAACUUCAACGCGCCCAACGUCACGCUGGAUACGCCGCUCGGUGCAAUCGUGUGCCCGGAAGGGGGCAGCCGUAGCCGACGGGAUGAUGGAGGUGGACGGCGAGGAGAGGCAGAAUCGAUGGAGAUGAGUGAGGAAAGAACGGAGCGAAAGGGAGGGAAUGGAUUAUCGAUAAAGUUUGGGUUCUGAGCUGGGGAGCGAGUUUGACCGGUGCACCGAAGCCUAUGCAUUUCACGUGUUUCAGUUUGUGUGUGUGUGUUGUUUUUGUCUUUUUUGUGUUUUAUGUUUGUCUGAAGUAGUACGAAGAAGCCGGGAUUUUGGUUGUAAAAAUAAAGUCCACAUUUAAGUGUUGGUGGUGUUAUAGCUGUA
This is a messenger RNA of Anopheles gambiae (African malaria mosquito), 2259 nucleotides long. RefSeq lists its product as uncharacterized. The coding region runs from base 64 to 609 and encodes 181 amino acids. Lineage: Eukaryota; Metazoa; Arthropoda; Insecta; Diptera; Culicidae. The transcript is spliced from 4 exons. The record is from RefSeq and is a predicted model, not a curated record.